Molecule: messenger RNA, 2690 nt
Organism: Cuscuta campestris
Lineage: Eukaryota; Viridiplantae; Streptophyta; Magnoliopsida; Solanales; Convolvulaceae
Source: the annotation of a GenBank genome assembly
CCCAGCCCAAAAAAAAUUAAAAAUUAAAUACCGCCAACUUCAUUCCUAAAUCGUAAAAAUUUAUAUCAUGCGUCACAAUUUGAUCUUAACUUCUUUGGUGCAAUUACAGUCUGCAAAAGUUAAUGUUCUGAAUCGUAACUUGAGUUAUAGCUCAAGCAUUUUGUUCGAUUCGAAUUCAAGAAUCACCAGUUGUUUCAGGGAAGGCGAUGUCCUCACCGCACGCAAACUGUUCGACGAAUUGCCCCUUAGAAAUGUGGUGACUUGGAACUGCAUGGUUUCUGGGUACAUUAGGAACGGGAUGGUUCAAGAAGCUCGGAAAGUAUUUGAUUCCAUGCCGAGCAGGAAUGUGGUUUCUUGGACAGCCAUGUUAAGUGGGUAUGCGAGGAACGGGAGGUUAGGAGAAGCUAGAAUGUUGUUUGAUUCUGUGGCAGACAAGAAUGUUGUUUGCUGGAAUUCGAUGAUUUCCGGGUAUGUGAGCAAUGGAAGAAUAGAGGAGGGAAGAUCAUUGUUCGAUACAAUGCCAAUUAGGAACACAUCUUCUUGGACAAUCAUGAUCGAUGGGUACUUUCGAUGUGGGAACCCGAGUGAAGCUGAGAGGUUGUUUAGCAUAGUACCAAUCAAAACCAUCUCACUCUAUAAUGCCAUGUUAGCAGGUUAUGCUGAGAGGGGGAAUGUUGACGAUUCUCUUAGGUUGUUUGAGAAGAUGGGAACCAGAGAUGUGGCUUCUUGGACCAAUAUGAUUUCUUGUUUGUUAAAAGCUGGGAAAUUGGUAAAAGCUAGGAGCUUUUUCGACAAGAUGCCCGAAAAGGAUACAGUGGCAUGGACAGCAAUGAUCAAGGGUCACCUGGAGAACAAUCAGAUACAGGAGGCUCGAGAACUGUUUACUGAAAUGCCAUAUCGGGACAUUGUGGCCUGGAACUCUAUGAUCAAUGGCUAUUCUCAAGCUGGAAUGCUGCAAGAGGCCAUUGAUCUUUUCAGCAAGAUGCCACAAAGGGAUAUAGUCUCAUGGAACUUGAUCCUAUCUGCAUAUAUAAAAAAAGGUGAUCCAAACACUGCUACCAGAUUUUUCAAGGAGAUGCCCAAGAAAGAUGUAACCUCUUGGAACACCAUGAUUUCUGGAUUCCAAAACGAAGAAGCUCUGUUGUAUUACAUCAAGAUGCUACGAAAUGGGCUUAGGCCCAACAAGGGAACGUUUCCAAGCAUAAUAUCGGCAUGUGGGCUUCUUGCCAUCCAUGGUUCUGGAAGGGCGAUUCACGCCAGUGUCAUCAAGAAUGGUCUUGAAACCAACAUCAUGAUACUAAGCUCAUUGAUCUCAAUGUACUCUAAGUGUGGAUUUAUAGAAGACGCGUCGUUUGUGUUCCAAACUAUGGAAAAAAGGGAUGUGGCUGCAUGGAAUGCCAUGAUUGUAGGACAGGCAUGUCACGGUUCUUCCACGGAAGCUCUCAGGCUUUUUGACCUAAUGGUCCAAGAUGGAUUUGAACCGAACCACAUAACCUUCACAGGACUCCUAGGUGCCUGUGUUCAUUCUGGGAUGGUUCAUAAAGGCUGGGAAUAUUUCAACUUGAUGAAGAAGAGAUGGAAUUUGGUGCCCAAACAGGAACACUGUGUUUACAUGGUUGAUCUUCUAGGUAGGUCUGGUUUAUUGGAAGAAGCAGUUGAGUUUGUUAAGCAACUGCCUGCCAAUGUUGUCCCAAAGUACGCUCAGGAAACCAUACUCAGCAGCUGCAGAGUCUAUGAUGAUUUCAAGUUGGGCGAUUUCGUGGCUAGGGAGUUUCAGAAGGAUUCAUCUUCUAUGUCUGUUCUUUUGUCAAACACUUAUGCCGCGAGGGGGAUGUGGAAAAGUGUGUCGGAUGCUAGAACUGUUCUAAGACAACGCCGGUUACGAAAGGAAUCGGGGUGCAGUUGGAUCGAAGUGAAUGGGCAUUUGUCUCAGUUUGUGUGCAUUGACAAAUCGCACCCCCAAGCAGGGGAAAUCUACAAGGAAAUAGAGAGCCUUUCUGUCCUCAUUGAGAACUUUGGUUCGUCAAAUUGGCUCCAGGGAGGUGGCCGUGGGCAUGGAGCUUCGCCGGGAAAUCUGGCAGUUGUGGAUGCUCCUCCUCUCAGCGCACCGCUUGAAGCAUGUGUAGAUGUACAUGACGAACCAGAAAGCCCAAGGAGACCCGAUCAGCAAGAAGGCCACGUGGAUGAACCAUGGCUGGGAUUCAGCCGGGAAGAAAGCGUACAUGCAGAGGAGGAUGCCGCCGGCGGUGACCAAAAUGCAGAACAAGAACGAGAUGAGUGGGACCCGUAUGUCCCCUUGCCGCUCCUCCAUUGUUACCCCACCCCCUAUAUCUUCUUCUUCUUCGAGUUCCCUUGCCAGAGCAAUUAAUGGCGCAGGGUUUGAACGGAGGUGGCUUUCUGCUCAAUUCACACCGAUAACAAUGCAAGCCAUCUUUCUUGAUCUUGGUUUUAUUGUCUGUGGAAGAAUCAAGAAUUAAUGAUUCAUGGACAUAACUAUAAUCAGAGAUAAUCUCAUGGGAUGGAUGUUCAACAUCGAUGUGUAACGGAUUAGUUUGUGCCGCACUCGUCCUUUUCUUCCUUGGAUGAGUGUCAAUCGAACCAAGUGGCCUUCCUCUCUUCCUUUGAGGAGCCACGACCUCACCCACACUUCCACUCGGUGUGGAUGUAAUGCCUGUCAUUAUGGCAUUUUU